Aricia agestis (brown argus) is the source of this 1186-nucleotide messenger RNA. It is a transcript of the gene PMP34, whose product is annotated as peroxisomal membrane protein PMP34. Bases 332 to 1168 code for a protein of 278 amino acids. The transcript is spliced from 3 exons. Gene Ontology annotation, molecular function: NAD transmembrane transporter activity; FAD transmembrane transporter activity; AMP transmembrane transporter activity. The record is from RefSeq and is a predicted model, not a curated record. Gene Ontology annotation, cellular component: peroxisomal membrane. NCBI's taxonomy places the organism in Eukaryota, Metazoa, Arthropoda, Insecta, Lepidoptera, Lycaenidae.
AAUCCUUUUCGAAAAAAAAUGCGUAUAGUUUUAAGCGGCCGGGCCCUUUGCCAGAAAAUAUAAAAUUACAAUUAAAUUUCCUAAGUUUCAUUAACUCGUAUAAGUUUUUCAUAAGAUUUAAUGGUUUCGUUAAAAAUCAUAAUAAAAAAUUAGUGAAGUUUUUAGCUUGAACUUUACCACGUAAUAUUUUAUCAAAUACCUAAUAUUUUUUGUUAGGUAUCAAGGUCCAAGUUCUUAUGUGGUGAGAUAAUUCAAAGCACCUUAAUUUUAUAUUGCCAUACUGUUUCUGUAUUUUAAAGAUUUGAUAUAAGCAUUCAACAAUAAAAUAGUCAUGUCUUCACUAUUUAGUUACGAGACUCUCGUUCAUGCCUUAGCUGGGGCAACGGGAAGCGUGAUUGGUAUGGCUGCAUUCUAUCCUUUAGACACGCUGCGUUCAAGGCAGCAAGUUCAAGAUGAUGCAAAAUUGCAAGGCAGUACAUGGGAGACAUUAGUGAAAUUAUUCAACGAGGAAGGUGUGGAAUCUCUAUAUCGUGGUUUGCUGCCUGUAUUACAGUCUUUGUCUGUGUCGAACUUUGUAUACUUUUACACUUUCCACUCUCUGAGAAGAUCUUUUAUGAAAAGCAAUAACUCAGCUUUAGCAGAUUUGAUGUUUGGUGUGUUGGCUGGCAGUGUGAAUGUGCUCAUCACAUCUCCAUUGUGGGUUGUGAACACGAGAAUGAAGUUGGAAAAAAAUGUGUAUCCGAGUCUAUACCGAGGCCUCUAUGAAAUCUCUAAGAGAGAAGGAGCCAAGGGCCUCUGGUCGGGCACUUUGCCUUCCUUGCUCCUGGUUUCCAAUCCAGCAAUACAAUUUAUGGUAUACGAGUUCUUAAAGAGACGUCUUGUAUCAAAGAGAAUAUUCAAUACCUUAACGGCCUUCCUUAUUGGAGCCAUUGCGAAAGGCAUUGCGACUACUAUGACAUACCCUCUGCAGUUAGUACAAUCUAGACUGAGAGCUGGAGCGAGUAUGAAACCAUUAAUUAAAGAUGUCAAAAGAGAUCCUGCAAAUAUCUUUCGGGGCUUAGAGGCUAAGCUGCUACAGACUAUUAUGACUGCAGCAUUAAUGUUUCUAAUUUAUGAGAAGAUUGUGCGUUUUACAUUAACAAUUAUGAGGGUUAAAAUAGCUAAAUAAUGAUAUAUCUUUAAAUUA